AUGAAAACGAACAAACACGAGGCGAUGGCUUGCCCGCCGAUUACCAACGGCGAUGCGGAUGAAGACGAGUGGCGGAAAAUGAGCUUCACGUCCAAGGCGGCGCACAUGGCCCGGAAUGUGACGGUAGAACCGAUGUUGGGGGUCUUCCAGCUUUCCAUGAUCAUGUCCAGCCUGACCACCCAAAACCUGAACAUGCAAAAGGCUUGCCGGGUGAACCUUAGUCUGGGGCAGACGGUGUGUUAUGCCCUGGAGAACAAGAACGCCACGUCUUACCGGAAUGAAGAGUUGGCAGUGCAGCAGCUGGUGACCAAGAUGAUGCUCUGGCAGAGCCCCUUCCAGAACAUUGUGCCAUGCGUUCUGGUGAUGUUCGUCGGUUCGUGGAGCGACCGGAACCAGAAGCGGAAACCGUUUAUGCUGUUGCCAAUAAUCGGCGAACUGGUGCGCAACGCCGGCCUGGUAAUUUGCGUGUACUUCUUCUACGAGCUGCCGAUGGAGAUAGCAGGUGUCGUCGAGUCGGUCCCGUCGGCCGUUACAGGUGGUUUACCUAUACUGAUACUCGCCGUGUUCGCGUACGUGGGGGACAUAAGCACGGUUAAAAGUAGAACAGUUCGAGUGGGCUUCGUGAGUUUAAUUUUUUCGAUCAGUAUCACCGUUGGAUCAGCGUUAUCCGGCAUCCUGUUUCGAGAUUACGGUUUUUACGGAGUGUACUUUAUAUCCACUGCAUUGUAUUUGUUCAGCUUCAUGUACUGUAUAAUUGUCAUCAAAGAUAUUAAGCCCGCUAUCGUAGAAAAAUACCACGAGCCCAAUAUUGUCGUUGGAAAAUGCGAAAAAUCAGCUUUACACGCGAUAACCGAUUUCUUUGACUUAAGACACGUAAAAGAAGCGAUUCGAGUUACAUUUAAGCGAGGAAAUGACGAUAAAAGAAGAACAGACAUCAUAUUGUUGUUUGUUAUCAUGGUUAUUAUCUUGGGCCCUAUGAGUGGUGAACAAACAUUGAUGUAUUUGUUGGUACGAGUUAAAUUCGGCUGGAAUGAAGUAGAUUUCAGUGUUUUCUCCACGUAUUACUUUAUUUGUAAUCUCGUAGGCAUUGCAUUUACAUUGUGGAUUCUGGUUAAACGUUUUAGUAUUGACGACAGACUGCUUGGGGCAAUUGGAUGCCUGAGUAAAGGAUUGGCUUCAUUCGUUUACGCCUAUGCCCCGACCGAAUUCUUAUUCUACCUAGGUCCGAUUGUGGACAUUUUUCACGGUACGGCCCUUGUUGCAUUUAGGUCGAUACUCUCGAAACUUGUUCCUGCAAACCAACUAGGUCAAGCGUUGGCGGUAUCUUCUCUCGUCGAAACCAUAGUUCCUGCAAUAUUCAGACCUCUGUACAAUGUGAUUUAUUAUAAGACACUACACUUUCUACCUGGUGCAUUUUACAUACUCGGAGGUAUCCUUAAUCUUUCUGGCAUCUUUGUUUUUCUAUGGAUGUACAAGAAACACAUACAAAACGAAAAAUGGGAAGAUUUUGAAGAGAAACAAGCCUUAUCAGGGGAACCUAACAGUCAUCAUCCUUAA
Messenger RNA from Macrosiphum euphorbiae (potato aphid), 1557 nucleotides. NCBI's taxonomy places the organism in Eukaryota, Metazoa, Arthropoda, Insecta, Hemiptera, Aphididae. The record is from the annotation of a GenBank genome assembly.